AUGGAGCUAGUGAAAAACAAUGGAGGGUAUUUCCUCUUUUGCUCUGUGAUUUUGCAUCUUAUUGUAGCUGGAUGUGAGAGUCUAGAAGCACCACUACAAAAGAAAAAUUGCACCUAUGUCAUCACAAUAGAGACCACAUGUACAUGGGGAGCUGAAACCUCAAAUCACGUGAGCCUAAGAUUUGGAGACGCAAACUCAAGUGAAAUAUUGGUUAGAUACUUAAAUUCCAAGCAUCUAAGACAAGUUGAGCCAUUGGAGCCUGAGGUUCUUGAUGACAUUGCAAGAAAACCAUUUCAAGCAUGCAUGGUUGAUGAAUUUGUUGUCACGGCGCCAUGUGUUGAGUCCCCCAUCUGUUACUUGUACCUCAAGUUAGCCGGGAGUGAUGAUUGGCGGCCGGGAUUUGCGCAGGUUGAGGUGCUUGAGGGCUCUCACCUUAGCUCUAAUAAUUUCUAUUUUCGAAGGUAUUUGCCUAGGCUAGUUUGGCAUGGUUCAGAUGCAUGUGAUAGUGAGGUUACUCCUUUUGGUUUCAAGAAGAAGAGAAAGGUUCAUGUGGAGAAUCCUUGA
Molecule: messenger RNA, 564 nt
Organism: Vicia faba (fava bean)
Lineage: Eukaryota; Viridiplantae; Streptophyta; Magnoliopsida; Fabales; Fabaceae
Source: the annotation of a GenBank genome assembly